UACAUUUGGUAAUGCUCUUGCUCUCUCUUACACACACACACACACACACACGCUUCAUCUUCAAUUCACCCUAAACCAUUAACCCAACCACUCUCUCUCUCUGAUGCUAUCAUCAUGAUUCUUCUCUGAAUAGAAUACAGAUAAAGUAUUUCCCACGCGAGAAUCUGAAUUCGGGUCGGGUAAAGCGGGUAACCGAAGUCACAUACAGUGAUGAUGUUCACUUCUCACCUUCCAUCCAUUUCUUGAAUCAAACUCCAAAUCAAAAUCUUACCUUUUCAACAAACAAUAAUAAUAUUUGAAUUGAAGAAGAAAAAGAAGAAGAAAGAAAUAAUCAAUAAAUCAAACAUGACGGAAGUGCUUCAAUUGCCUUCACCUUCAAGCUGUUCAACAAGUCCAUGUGUUCGUCUCACACCCAAUGAUGUCUCACACCAAACAACUUCCCUUAUUAACAACAAUUCAACACUUCAACAACAUUCCCAACAAGAAGCAGAAAAGGACCAACUUUCUAUUUUGACUCUUUUGAUUGCUACUUUUAGGAAAUCUUUGAUUGCUUGUAGCAGCACUGGUGCGGCUCUUCAUACAAGAACUGUUCCUUCUUCUUCCAUGGAAAUUGGCUGGCCUUCUGAUGUUAGACAUGUUGCUCAUGUUACCUUUGAUCGUUUCCAUGGUUUUCUUGGUUUGCCUGUUGAAUUUGAACCUGAGGUUCCUAGGAGGCCUCCAAGUGCUAGCACAAGUGUUUUUGGUGUUUCAACAGAAUCAAUGCAGCUUUCUUUCGAUGCCAGAGGAAACAGUGUACCUACAAUACUGCUGUUAAUGCAAAGACAUCUGUAUGCACAAGGAGGCCUGCAGGCUGAAGGAAUCUUCAGAAUUAAUGCUGAAAAUAGUCAAGAGGAGUUUGUGAGGGAACAAUUGAACAGAGGAGUGGUACCAAAUGGCAUCGACGUGCACUGCUUGGCAGGUCUUAUAAAGGCUUGGUUCAGAGAACUUCCAACCGGGAUACUGGACCCUCUUUCGCCAGAGCAAGUAAUGCAGUCCCAGUCAGAAGAAGAAUGUGCUCAGCUUGUGAGGCUUCUUCCUCCAACAGAAGCUGCCCUCCUAGAUUGGGCAGUAAACCUAAUGGCAGAUGUUGCUCAACUGGAACAUUUGAACAAGAUGAAUGCGCGUAACAUUGCAAUGGUUUUUGCACCAAACAUGACUCACAUGGUAGAUCCUUUGACUGCUCUGAUGUACGCUGUACAAGUCAUGAAUUUCCUCAAGACUCUAGUGGUGAUGACAUUGAAAGAAAGAGAGGAGUCUAUCACAAAAUCGAAUCCUGUUUCAAACCUAAAUUCUUUUGAUGACGAUGGGCAUCAGAGUGAUUCACAGGUGCUUCUCAAGGAUGGCAGUGAAUAUGGAAAUGAUUGUAGUGACGAGGACACAGAUUUUGUCACUGCUGACCCUUCGCAACAAAGCCCUACACAUCUUUUUAAAGAUGGCAGUGAAACUGAAAGCGGAUCCAAAAGUCUGCCAACGUCUAUCGAAAAUUUUAUUUCAAGUGGUAACAGGUUGCUGGUUGAUAGUUGUCCGUGCAAUGUUGUCUCUCAAAUUUGCUCUCUGGCAAUUGGACUUCAAGACGGUAUUCUUACGACUGGUCAGACAAAGGGCGAUCAAACAAAAAUUUGCAACAGCAAGAGCGUGGAGAAGACUAGGGGAAUUGCACUUAUUGGACGAAUAAAUUCAAGAUCUGAGUUGGCCGAAGCUUGGCGUUGAACGUGAAAAGGAAUAUGUUUUUUUUCUUAUCUUGCUGUCUGGGGGAUGGAAUGGACGACAGAAGAAAAUUCGUACUCCAAAAAUAUUUCUGCAAAUGUCAGUUGCAUCGUUGCCGAUGUCGUAGUGGAGUCAUUGCAUAAGGUCUUUCUGGGAAGGGAAGGGAUGACAAGGGUGUAAAGUGGUCUGUGCGCGUUACCACGUUGAUUUGUUGUGUGUUUUUCUGUUAUAUGUUUUCGGGCGAAGUUCUUAACCAUGUUGUUCAUUCUAUUUCAUUAACAACCCCGCAUAGUACUUAACAUUUGUUUUCUGGGUUCCUGAAUGAUAGAAUUUGAUGAUUUGGAGAAUUGCUUGUUACUUUCUUUCACCUUUGUUCCAAUGAAUUUAAGUGUAUAUUUUGAA
Messenger RNA from Cicer arietinum (chickpea), 2148 nucleotides. RefSeq names its product rho GTPase-activating protein 4. Lineage: Eukaryota; Viridiplantae; Streptophyta; Magnoliopsida; Fabales; Fabaceae. Gene Ontology annotation, biological process: signal transduction. The record is from RefSeq and is a predicted model, not a curated record. Gene Ontology annotation, molecular function: GTPase activator activity.